Molecule: messenger RNA, 6467 nt
Organism: Triticum urartu
Lineage: Eukaryota; Viridiplantae; Streptophyta; Magnoliopsida; Poales; Poaceae
Source: RefSeq, a predicted model, not a curated record
CAUCCUGUGUGCUAGAACUGGGAAGUAGGUACAUAAGGCACAGAUGUGAUCUCUGCACUUACUUAUUUGGCUGACAGAUGUUUACGCAUUUUACAUUUUGUGGACAGAUGUGUACGCAUUCCAGAUUUUGUGAACAACUUACAUAGUUGAUUGACUACUUUUGGAAUCAUUUUCCGUGAAUAUUGUAGGCUUGUAGCUCUUUCAAUUCAGGAUAAACUUUUGGGUUGCCCAAAGUAGCUCUCAAGGUUUCAGUGUUGUGAUUUUUGCAUAAUAUAAGCACAUUAGCAUUGAGUGAUGGCAAUUACCAAGUGCUUUUUCCUAAUAACCUAUACGAUGCAUUCGUAAUUGUGAGUGAACUUCGGCUUUGUUGCUGCUCUAAUAAAUACCUCAUCACUAGGCAAAACCAUAACACCUGGCACGUUGUUCUAUCUCUUAGUCUCUGCACUGACGUAAAUAAUGUCUGUUGUAUGCCUUUAGAUCUUCCAUACAAAAGCACCAGCUGAGUAAAAAAAACAAGUAAAAAUAAUGAACUGUUGAAGGGGAAGUCAACUCAUAAAAUAUCCCCAAGAGCAGUGCACAUAAGUAAAUCCUAUGUGGUUCUGUUCCUUGCCAAGGGGAGCUAUAUUCUGUUGUUCAAAUGUCUCAUGAUCAAAGAACUCUACUGGGCAAGGUCGACAAACCAGAGAGCAUUAAUGAACGCGCUACACCGUUAGCAUCGUCAUUCACAUAGCUUUUGAUGGUUAGGCAGCUAGUCCUACCAUGUAUCUCUGAUAGGCUAGGAAGCUACUUCUAUUAGUAUGUUCAAAAUUGAACAACGCUGGAUAUUCCAUAAGAACUUUUGUUGCUUUACUCUUGUAUGUUGCUGAUCUGUACAUGCUGUUCAUUAAUGAAGAUAGAGAGAUAAUUUUUCACAUGCUUCACUUCAGGUGGCAAUUUCUUACUUUGUAUGAUAUGUUUGAUAUAGCUUCCGUCGUAAGAUUUCGUUUUUUGUUGUUGUUUUCUGUUCCUGGAACAAGGUUUAGCAACAACGAAACUUUAAAUUAUGACUGGUCGUAUCUUCUAACUAAAAACGACAAUAUUGAAACUUUAAACUGUGACUGGUUGGGUAUCUUCUAACUGAAAACAACCGGAAGACCUGAUACAGUAAUUUAUUUGCUAUUUCUUAGCUGUGAAAUGGAUGCCGCAGGGAGAUGAAAAAAAAGGACUAUAAUGAAGCAAACCUCGCAGUUUGCUCUGACUGCACAUGUAGGGAUCCUUUCUUUUAUAACAUACAUGAUACAGUUAUCCUUUAAUUAGAUGAAAAACCUAGACCUCCCUUACCACUGAUGUAUGUACAACAUAAAAAAUCCAAUACAAAGUGUUAAGUUAAAUAGACAGAAAGAUAGCAAUAUUGCAAUGUUUCAUCAGUGGUAGAGUGGAGAAGAGGUUGACUUCACAAUUUGCAAGUGCGCAACUGCACCUUGAUGUCCCAGUUAGCUCUUAGUCUCUUUUUCUUAACACCUCCUGGACAAGAUGGCUCUCCUGCAGGUUUAUAUCAGCCUAAAAAAACUCUAAAUUUUGGCUGAAAUGUUGCAAGACGGAAGACAAAUGCUGGCUGGCGAACGCUUAGUUAGUCAUGCCAACAAAGGAGCCUGUCCAGACAAUCAGAUGAUACAUCCGAGCUUGACACUCUUCCGCUGCUCUAACGAACCUUCCCUUUAUUAUCUUUCCAGACAACAGGAGAUGAUAGACUUAGAGUCAGUCAUGCCAACAGAGGAGCCUCUCUGCUCCCAUGCCUACAAGGCUAAGUACAAAUUAUUUUGGUUGUUAGAGUUUAAAGCAGAUCAUAUGCUAUAAAGGCUUGCUGAUUGAGUCUGUGGAAUUGGUUAGCAUGUGAGGAUCUGGAGUGCCUUUAUAGAGACAGAAGAAUGAGUUCACUCACAUGCAAGUACGCAGCCAAGUUGAAUAAGUUGAGUAUAUAAUUUAGGAGACAGGCUUGUAUUCUUUAUAUAUAUUCUUCUCUCUCCUGGAGUGCAAUCAUUUUGAGAGAUGGAAAUUGGCAAUGGAUUCUGAAACUUAUAACAUGGCUGAAGCAGCUGUGAGUUGAGCAAUGCACCAGACCAUGUGAGCAUCCAUGAUCUCACCAGCUUUUUGUUCAGGCAUUUUGGAUUGGGGCUAGAGGUAGACUUGUUUAAGCUCCUGCUUUUCAUAAAAAGCCUUAUAAUAUCAUGCAAGUUGCACUGUGCAGAAUUAUUUGGUAAUUCAAUUAGAGUUGCCAUACAACACAAGAAUUCAUUUAUAUCAGACAAGGAUGUUCUUGGAUAGAUAAAUAUAAGUGUUUGUACGUUGAGUACUUUUAAGAUCUCUUGCCUUCAAUCUGUCUGACGGGUUGGUAGGAUCUUAUGCAUCUUUGGUUAGUUUUGAGCAACUUUAAUUAUUUUGUUCUUCUGUUGGUUAUUUUGUAGAAGAGCAAAUGAGUUAAAAGCCAGUUCUCUUUAAAUAUUGAAGAAUCUGAUCUUGUUUCCUUAGAACUUGCAGAGGAGGCAUAUUGUUCCCGACUUAUCUAUCCUCCGAGCAAUUUUGUUAAGCUGCACACUUGAGAAUAUGCCAAUUUAUCCAGAAUUGCUGACUGUGAUAUGUUCUCUUCAUUUAUGCAUGCACUGGUCUUGUUCCACUUCAAUUGGUUAGUGUUCUAGUGGUGCAACUUUCCUACUAAUCCUUGUAGCCACAACUUUGCCGAGCUUUGACAUUAAAGAAUUUCAAUAGCUAACUUCAGCUGUCUUGCUGGUUCUCGUUCUUUUUUGACUCUCAUGCAGGCAACCCAUGCAACUAUGUACAGUUGUUGCCUAACUGAUUGACAAACCGGUUCACCGAAACAAUAGUAGGGCAAGAAUGGAGAGCUAUAUGAAGAAGGGUUGAUGAACUCUAUGAUCUUUUCACUGCUGUAGUAAUGGGACCUGUCUGGUCUUGUCUAGCACUAUUUCUGUACCGCAACAACUUAUAAUUUCCCGACCAUACACAUGGUUGUCUAUUACCUUGAGAGACCAUCAUUUGAAAUCUUCCUCUCUUUCACUAAAUAAAAUAAAAUAACAUAAAUCUGAAGCCUUCCUCUGACGGGCCUUAUAUUCUCAUUCAUAGCUUGGGCACUGGAUUCUUAAUGGUGGAUGCUGAGGAGAGAAAUGUUGACAUCAUCUGCUAAUGGCUAUACUGAAGGCACAACUACACACCAAAAGUGAAUUCUUCAUAUUGUGCGAGUUCACGUUGCCCGUUCGUGACUAGUUGCAUGCCGGGAUUUGUUUGUACACUUCCUCAUGCUUUAUCCGCCCCGAAUAGGAGAAAUAUUGGUACAAUGGAGGUUUAUGAAGAGAUGGUUCAAUACCUGCAUACCUCCAUUGAUAUAUGUGUUACUCGGUAAAAAAUGUAUUUUAUCUGCAUCUUUGUGUUGUUCUUUUGAAUGCCCAUAUUUUUUUUUUGAAAGGAACAAAUUACCUUACCCAAAAACAUAUGCUGUAUCAUUUGAAAAGUAUUUCUGUGUACCUCAAAUUGUGAAAAAGGCACUGUCCGGUUUGUUGCAAAAGAAUAGUCAUUCGAAAUUUAGGAUAAAUGGAGAAUAAUCUAUAUCUGAUCACAUCCAGAAAAUUAGCUAUAGUGGUAGUAAUUUUAUUUUCAUUAUCAAGUAUCCAGUUUAUUUAGGUGCACAUUAUCUAAUAUUCUAAUGCAUAUGUUGAUUCUACUCUUAUAUGGAAAUGGAGGGCUAAGCUGGGCAAAAGACAGAUUGACGAGUGUGUGUUCAUUUUUGGCUCAGUUUUAUCUGUUUAUUCCCUAUUCGAUACCUUUUACUGAAAGUGAUGAUCUUUAAAUAAUGUUUCUUGUUGCUCACAUGUGCAUUUUGUUUUGCUCCCUAAGGUGUUUUUUAGGACUGUAAGUCUUCAAGUUCAUCAUUGUUAGUGAGAAAACAACAAAAUGAUUACUGCCUCAGUUGCCAGCCUAGCUCAUUAUUUAUUACUGCUAAUAUUGUUAUUAGCUAAGUCGUUGUCCCCUAAUAAGGCCUAUGUUCAUUGCAUCUGCAGAUUUUGUUGUGAUAUGUUCAUGGUUCCCAACAUAAGCAUUGUGCUGUUGAGAUAUAUGUUUUGAGUGUGGAAUUUGUUUUUGUUGAGUUCAUGAAUUCUACAUGUUAUGCUAGGAUUGGCUUUGUUGAAGUGUUGAAGCACUAAAAGUACUUGUUCCAAGGCAAGUAGUACUUUACUUUUCCCUAACUAGUUGCAGUUGACUUAGUUUAAGAUUAUUCUGCAGAUUGUAAGCCUAAAAAAUAUUAAAAUAUAAAUUUAUGCAGCAAAUAAUGGAGGCACAUAAUUUGUUCAUUCUCCACUAAGCACUUUAAAUCUCUUGUUAUAUUGAGAAAAUUGCAGACUACAAAAAGGCACCUUUUAAAUUAUUAAAAAGGAAGGCCAAGAUCAUACUGAGAUCAUCCUUCAGUUAGGAAGUUUCUUCGUGAUACCCUCAUCUUCGAUCCUCAGUUUUGUUCUAAUAUUACGGCCUCAGUAGCAUAACACAGGUUCAAUGCAUAUGGAGAUUUUCUUCUGAUUUGAUUCCAUCAUACAUGAUUAAUGUUCAGCCCUGUAAUAACUACUGCUUUCCCUUGCAACCUUUUUGUACUUAACGAUGUCUUGUAGUAAUUGCAUGGAUGAUGUUUGCCUAGCUACAGCUGUCGAGUGAAGACGUAUGUGAGAUAGAUAAGUGCAUAGUCUAGGUGCAUAGCCACACAGAUGUAUAUAUAACCCUAGCCAUAUCUUGUGCACACUAAUCUGUUGCUAAUGUCACAAGAUGUGCACACUAGCCAUAUCCCCUGUGUCUCUUCCUCUCUUACAAUGGGGACAUGUAAACGAUAUUUGCGGUAGUUAACGAAAAUAAUUACCUUGAUCUAGGGAACUUAUUGCCAAUAUAGCUGCUGUUUGGGGGAUAAGAAACACAGAUAAUUUAUGGUCUUGUAUCAAGGACCCUGUCAUCUGACUAGAAGGCGAUAGGGGAACUUGGUUAGUUCAUAUCAAUAUGCUAAUUCUGUGAACAGGAAACUUUGACAAAGGUUACUAUCUAGUUUUCAUGGCACUACAAAAGAAAUAUACUUUUAUGUUGCAUUCAAAAUUAUUCAGUUUUUAAGAUGGAUCAACAAAACAACCUGAUGUUUGAGUAAAAUGAUCUGAAGUACGUGGAGCACUCAUAUACUUGACUCCCCACUCAAACAAUUUUCUGAGUCCAAGAAUUAUGAUGUGUUCAUAUCCUACUGCUGUCCUAUGCUGCCGACUUGAUUGCUGUCACCAGGAUGUGUAUCAAACAUAGCUGUAAUGACUAAUGGAAGUACCACAUUGGACAUAGCUCCAUCCCACUGCAUGGAAAGUGAAAUCAGACAAGUCUCCUAGAAGUCCAAACUUUAAGCCUAUUGUAGAGCAUUUCAUAAAUGCACUACUACCAGGCGUUAUCAUCUGUCAACAAUAAUUUGAAUUAGUCAGGACUGAGAACUCCAUGCCAGUGCACGGAAAGUGGAAUCAGACAAGUUUCAUAGAAGUCUGAGUUUUACCCCUAGCUUCGUCGUUUGUGUAGAGCAUUUCCUAAUUGCCGAAUCACCAGGUUUUAACACCUGUUAGCGGUAAGCUUAAUCAGUUCUACUCUAUGCAUCAAGGUGACCUUCCUGGAAGUUUCCCUCCAAGCAUUGGUAGGAUAUCUUUUGGAGUCCCUUUCUUGGAGUCACUAAACAACCUUUCAUCUGCCUUUGUUGCAUGGAUGGAUGGAUGAUCACUUGAUCUUGUCUGUUUUUACCACUGUAAUUCUCUGGGGUGGUCAUGGCCAUUGCAUACUUUAAGCCUUUUGCUAGCUCCUAAGCUCCAAGCAAGUAGAAUAAUGAGUAGGAUAAGUUUAGGGUCAGAAGUGUGCCUCCUAGUGCGUAAACAAACUGCCUGCAUGUGGGGGGUAUGAUGUCCUUUUGAUAUGGCAUAUCAUCCCGUGUGUGCCUCUAUAUAAAGGCCCCCCCACUCAACAUCCCUCUCAUCUCAUACCACACCAGCCACUAGUCUACAAGCUGUCUGCCUAGCUGCACUCCUCUCUUUGCCUUGCACCAAGCUUCCUGAGCAUACCAUGAAGAUUGGAGGCCAAGGGAAGCUCAACAGGGCUUUCAGAGAGAAGAGGGCUAGGUUCUACAUCUUCCGCCGCUGCGUCGUCAUGUUGCUCCGAUGGAGCGACUGAUGGGUCUCCAUGGCGGAUCUUGUUUUUUCCUUCCAUUCUAGGAUUUUCUUUUUUGGCACAGCCAUUUUUUCAGGGUUAGAGUAGUUUAGGUGUAGUUGCUCUGUAUAGGCUAGACUUCAUUGUUUGAGGUCCUUUUUUCUCUCCAUGGUUGCCUGCUGUCACAGGCAAAGGGGGAGAGAUCCAACUCAGUAGUCUGAGACUGUCAUCUUCUUGUACGACUGGAGAAAGAUUGAUGUGAAGAUCAUUUCUUA